Copidosoma floridanum is the source of this 2055-nucleotide messenger RNA. Its product is annotated as royal jelly protein-like protein. The record is from RefSeq and is a predicted model, not a curated record. Gene Ontology annotation, cellular component: extracellular region. NCBI's taxonomy places the organism in Eukaryota, Metazoa, Arthropoda, Insecta, Hymenoptera, Encyrtidae.
UUAGCGAGCGCGGCUUUACAAGUGGCACGAGGGCAUUUAGUUUUACGUCCACAACGCAUUUUACAACUCAUUCGACAAAUCAUAAUACAUGAUAAAUAAGUUUUGGAAAACGCUAAUUCCCAUACGGGUAGUAGAAUCGGUCAGUUUGGGGCACGUGAAGUUGAACUUCACAUAUCGAAUCUUUAAAGGUUUACUUUCCAGUGUAUCGGGGUUGGUAAUUGUAAUCCUUGAUCAAAUGACAAUCAUAUCGAAUCAUCUCGAUAAAUAGCGACUCAAAGUACCAAAAAAAAAAAAAAAAUUGCGUGGUGGAACCAAAGUGGAAAAAUCCAAGCUGAAACCAUGAGGUCAUCACUAGUCCUUUUGGCAACUUUGUUCCUCGCGGUCGACCUGACGGUCUGCUACCAUCCUCCGAAGACCGCGAUCGACGACAACUCCAUACCUCUGUCUCAAGUGCCACUUCAGUCCCAGAUCAACCCCCAGUUGAUAACACGCGAGGAGUGUGCCAAUCGGUACGGUGUUAACGUCAACAACCAGCACCAGCAGGUGUCCAGUGGUGUGGGCUCCUCGCUGCCAGCUUACUCCCCGCUGUUGCCCCCAUAUUCACCCAUUCCCGGGGUCAGCUCGCCACUGCCCCUCCCUGUGAUCAACAGCUACGUUGACAAUCGCUACGUCAAUAUCCUGCCACCCCUGCCUAAGGUAGCUGGCGUGAACCAUUACGCCGGCCCCGUGCUCCAGAACCCCGUGGUGCCGAGAAUCUCCGGUAGCGUCAGGAGCGACCAGAGCCCCCAACUGGGCAACGAUGGGAUCGUGUUCGAGGAUACUUUCCCGAGAGCAGGCCUGCCCCUGGGACCGCCGAGCCGACAGGUCAUCGUCCGGGGCCUUGAGGUGGUCCACCAGUGGAAGUACCUCGACUGGGUGUACCCGAGCGCCCAGCUGACCGGCAAGAACUUCACGCUCGGUAACCCGCUGUCGCAGGACGUGGACAUAGACAGGAGGGGACGGAUCUUUGUCACUAGUCCACAAUGGCUGUCCGGGGUGCCGGUUACCCUGUCGACGCUGACCAGUCAGUACGGGCCUGGGGGCCCCUUGCUCACGCCCUACCCGAAUUGGGAGUGGCACAGGCCGGGCUGCGAGAAUUUGGUCUCGGUCUACAGGGUCUUGAUCGACGAGUGCAACCGCCUAUGGAUGGUGGACACGGGUAGCGCGACCGGCCAGUCCAUCUGCCCGAUGAAAAUCGUCGCGUUCGACCUGAGCACCGACAAGCCGAUCCUGGUCUACCAGAUCCCCGAGAGCCAGACUGUCGCGCGCAGAGCCUCCUACGUGAACCCCGUGGUCGAGAUUGGUGACACCUGCAACGACACCUUCGUCUACGUGGCCGACGUGAUCAAGCACGGCUUGCUCGUCUACAGCAUGAGGGAGAACCGCUCCUGGAGGCUCGACAACACGCCGGGAAAUGCCUUUGGCGACGAUCCCGACGCAGGCACCUUGACCAUCGCCGGGGAAAGCUUCAGUGUGAACGACGGCACCCUCGGUAUGUCACUGUCACCCCGAGGAUUUUACGCCAAGAGAUACCUCUACUUCAACUCUCUGGCGAGCUUCUACCAAAAGUUCGCCGACUCUGACUCCCUGAAGCGCAGCUUCGUCUACGAGCCCAUAGUCUACCAGUCGCUGGGCAAGCGCAUCAGCCAGGCGGGCGUCCAGGCGACCUCCCGCACCGGCGCCACCUUCUUCCAGCUGGCCCAGUUCACCGCCCUCGCCUGCUGGAACAUCGAGCGGCCCUUCACCCCCGAGAACAUCGUCGUCCUGGCCCGCGACGAGAAGACCCUGCAGUACAUCAGCGGCAUCAAGGUCAUCGUCAACGCCCUCGGCAAGGAGGAGCUCUGGUUCAACACCAACCGGCUCCAGAAGACCAUCAACAACUCCAGGAGGAUCGACGACCUCAACUUCCGCUUCAUCCGCGGGAAUGUCGAUGAUCUCAUCAGGGGCACCAGGUGCGAGCCCACCGGUCAACGGGGCCCGGAGCCCGAUUUGAACGGCUGGAAGAGGGUUUGAGAU